AUGCCCCCACGCAAGGUUAGCCAUCACAUUGAGACUGAGAGAAUGGGCGAGAUCGAGACUGAUCUACAUCAUCAGAAGGCUACAAAGAAGGGGGAGGGUUCGGCCGCAACAGCCGGGGAGACGUCAAAGGGAGGGCAGGAUACGGCGAUGACGCAAGACAAGGCUCGAGAGCUUGUGGAAGAGCAAUUGUCGCAGAAUCGGGCGGGUGGAAGUGUCGAAUCAGUUGCGAAUCUAUCGAAGCGGGUGGAUACGGCAAAGAAGUCGAUGCACAAAAUGGGGGCCCGGGACGCGGAAGCGUUGAAGAUGUCGACGGCGUCGUUCAUCGGAUACGCCCGCGUACAGCUUCAAGGCAAAGGGGCCAUCGAAUAUAGGACGGGGAAAGCCAUCAACCGACGAAUGCGUGAGGAGCACGCUCAAGAAAUCGCGGACAGCAUCGCCUCGCGGGGGAUCCUGGACGACAAGGACGAGAACAUGAUCGUGUUGGCGAUGAAGCGACAAGACAUCUUGAACGAGAAGACGCUGAAGAAGAAGAUCAACUCGGACGAGAUCGUUCCAGUGCUUCAAAUCGACCUGGAAAGCAAACCGGAAAUCGAGCUGCUCGGAGGUCGCCAUCGUGCCAGAGCGCUACAUAUCCGACAGAAGCUGGACAUCGCGGAGAUGACGAAGCUGACGUUGGUGAAGGCGCAGGCGAGAGCGGCACGCGAGAAGGCGGAAGAAGAGGCACUGAAGGAGUUCAAAGGAGAGGGUCGGGACUCGACUUCGGGGCCGACGCUGACGCAAACGUUGCUGCCGAGCAAGAUCGAUCUCGAAGAGACCGAACGCGCUCUCCAGGCGCAGUUGCAGGAUUUGACGGAGCGGGUGGUGGCGACGGACUUUUGGACGGCGAAGGUGUACGACAUAGACAAGCUCACGCCAGACGCAAUUACGUUGCUGUCGACGAAAAAGCAGGAGGCGACGUUCGGAGAGGGGCCAUGGGAACGGGUGUGGGUGUGCGCCCGCCACCUGCGCGAGAAGCUCUUCGAACGCGACGUCAACUUGGAAGGCAUUACAAUCGGGUCGUUCAAGUGGGGCCAGGUGCUCAGCAACGACAGCUUCAUGCCGCGGACGUUUACCAAAAACAACCACAUCACGCCAGUGAUGAACGAUCCACUGGUCAUGUCGCUCCUCCUCGAACUCGCGGGGUGGACGUACUGGCACACCGAAGACGUUCUCGACCCGGCGAUCUUGCGAGGGUUGAUCACGAAGCCUACGUCGACUACGGGGCUCCAACAGAACGGACACUUGGCCAUUGAGCUCCUUCUAGCGGGCGCAAAGCAACUGAACUUCCUCGCGUCGACAUGCUCGGUGGAGGCGACCAGUGAGGUGUGGACGGCGGCGACCGACUACAUGAACAUGGGGCGUCUUGUGAUCGAGGAGGCGUCAGCAAUCGCGAAGGAGCACAGCGGAGAGAAGAUCCGGUCGACAGGUUUGCAACACCUGAAAGACUUCGUGACGCCGCGGACAUCUGGCGAAUCGUGA
Molecule: messenger RNA, 1518 nt
Organism: Epithele typhae
Lineage: Eukaryota; Fungi; Basidiomycota; Agaricomycetes; Polyporales; Epitheliaceae
Exons: 4
Coding region: 1-1518 (505 amino acids)
Source: RefSeq, a predicted model, not a curated record